Molecule: messenger RNA, 495 nt
Organism: Olea europaea var. sylvestris
Lineage: Eukaryota; Viridiplantae; Streptophyta; Magnoliopsida; Lamiales; Oleaceae
Exons: 4
Coding region: 1-495 (164 amino acids)
Source: RefSeq, a predicted model, not a curated record
AUGGUCAAUCGUGUUAUUCUUACGCCUACAAAUGAAUGUGUUGACUACAUUAAUAGACUUUUGCUUGAAAAAAUUCCUAGUCAAAGUUUCACGUACUAUAGUUUUGAUGAAGCUAUUGAGAAAUUAGAACAAAGCCUACAGGAAGACUUCUUGAAUACUUUGACACCUAAUGGUAUUCUACCUCAUGAGUUGAAACUGAAGAUGAAUUGUCAUGUAUUGUUAUUACGAAAUAUCAAUCAUUCCGAGGGGUUAUGCAAUGGAACACGCCUUACCUGUCGAAAAUUUGAGAGAAAUGUCAUUCUUGCUGAAAUCACAAUUGGUGAAUAUCGUGGAAAACAAAUAACAUCAAUUAUUGUUGCAAGCUUUGUUGAUAAAUCUUGUAUUUAUUUUUGUAUUCUAUUUAGAUUUAUUUUCAUCCAAUUGUCAAAGUUAAAACUUUUUAAGAUGGAAUUUGGUGCUGACUUGUUGUGUGAAGAUGUCUAUUUUCCCGUUUAA